GACUCGGCUUCUGGGCGGAGAUUCACCAGAGUCGAAUGUAUCUGUCGGGUUUGGAUGUUCAACAAGCGAGAUACCCAGCAAAGCUAGCCAGCAAUCAAACAAAAAAAGUUUAUAUUCAAGGUAUUAUUCCAACAAUGUGAGGGAAAUGUCGGAGACAAGCUCUGAUUGGGUGGAGAUCCUGGAGCCCCGCUCGCGGGAGCGAAUGUACGUCAACCUGUCCACAGGGGAGUGCGGCUGGACCCCGCCCGCCAACAUACCCGUGCGCCAGUCCGACGGCAACCAGUGGUGGGAGCUGUUCGACCCGCACAACGGCCGCUUCUACUACUACAACUGCAGCAGCCGGCGGACCGUGUGGCACCGCCCGCGGGAGGGGGACGUGGUGCCGCUGGCCCGUCUGCAGGCCCGCAAGCGCAGCUCCGAGUCCCAGCUCCACGGCAACGCCGGCCCCCCGCUCCCCGACGCCGCGGCCGGGGAGAGGCGCUGCAAGUCCCUCCCCCGCUACGGCCACGCCCCGCUCCCCCCGGCCCCGGACCCUGAGAGCAGCAGGGACGCCCCCGCUAAGGCCCGUACGGACAGCACGGACAGCAGGGACAGCAGAGACAGCAGGGACAGCCGGAAGGAUGUUCUCAGAGACUCUGUGCAGAGAUGGCAGCCCCCUCCAGGGUCGAAGGCGGCCAUGUUGGUGAAGGUGAACAGCGUGGGCAGGAACCAGAGCGGCCCUGUUAAAACCCCCCAGCUCCUCCACAGCAGCCGCAGUCUGCUAACACCCAACCCCUCCAACCGAGGGCAGCUCACCCCCAACCCCUCCAACCGAGGGCAGCUCACCCCCAACCCCCCCACCCGCGGCCUGCUCACGCCCAACCCGGCCAGCAGCAGGCGCUCUGGAGCCCAUGUCAGCCCUGCCCAGUCCGCCCAGUCUCUGGUGGCAUCCGCAGACUGCAAGCAGGCUUUCCACCUCAAAAAAACGGAGGAUGGCCACUUCUGCCCGGUGACACCCGACACGCUCACCAUCCCGGGGUCUGGCCCCGCUGCCCGCCCUCACCACAGGGCCCAGGGCGGGACGCCCCGCUCUGCAUCGCCCCAGCCCGGAUCCACGGCCCCCGUCUACGACCACCCCCCGAUGGAGCUGCCCGUGUACGAGGAGCCCCCGGCAGACAUGGAGGUGGAGGGAGGGCCCCCCGCCCCCCGCCCUGGCCCCCAGAACCCCCCUCGGCAGGGCCAGGGUCAGCAGACCAGGCUGCUUCCGCACCCCAUCUCCCACUCGGGGUCCUGGAACAGGGGGACCCCCGCAGAAACGGACUACAGCCCCGCCGGCCGGGAGGGGAUCAGGCAUAUGGUGAACGUGGAACCCGUUUCGGGGUCUCUCCCCCCGCCCGACAUCUCCAGCGCCCCCGAGCGGCCCGGGGCCCCAGCCCCUGCCCUGCAGAGGGAGAGGGAGAGGGAGAGGGAGAGGGAGAGGGAGAGGGAGGGCCGGGUGGAGAGGAGGCAGACCUGGAGGACCCUGGAGGUCAGCCUCCUGCGGGGCAUGGAGCUGCGGCAGGGCGGAUUGGGGGGCCUGGCCUCGCCCGAGUGCCCCUCGGCCCUGCCCCUGCACUGCCAGGACUCGGGCUACUCCACGGGCCCCUCGCCCAGCCUGUGCCGCAGGAACCGCCGGCGCCCCGCGGGGGGCCAGGGCCGGCCCGGGUCCAUGGGGGGCAGCGCGGAGCUGGACGCCCUCAGCGAGAGGCUGAUGGCGGAGGUGAAGGCAGCGGUCAGCCGCUCCAACACGGUGCGGGACAGUAAGGCCAGCCUGGACACCCAGGGGUCGGAGGGUUCGGCCCCAAACGCCCGCACCCCUCUGGGGUCGCUCCGCACCUACGGCCCGCGCAGGGGCGGCUCCCGGGAGGACAUCGCCUCCAGCUGCCACUCCCUGUACCGCACCGGUCACCACGGCGACCCGCCCCGCUCCCCGCUGGUGCCAGAGGGCCCUGGACGGCAGAAGCGCACCUAUGAGAAGGUGGACACCCUGGAGCUGAGCCUGUCCUCCCCCGAGACGCCACUCUCCCCCUCUGAGGUGGGAACUCUGGAGUGUCGGGAGCGGUCGGGCAGCGGAGCGCGGAGCAGCAGCAGCACAGGGGGCCGCAGGGCCCCCCCAGGCGUCGUCAGCGGCGAUGGGGGCGUGGUAAGAGGCGGGGAAGGCGGAGGGGCCGAGCCAAACCUCUGCCGGGCCCCGCCCCUGCCCCUGGACCCCAGCAUGGCGGACUGGGCCAGCAAGAACCUGAACCUGCACACCCAGGGCCUGUUCCGCCGGCGCGUCUCCAUCGCCAACAUGCUCUCCUGGAACCAGGCCUCCAUCAAGAAGCCCAUGCUGAUCACCAGCGACCGCGCGCUGAAGAAGGAGGCCUGCGAGAUGUUCAAGCUGGUGCAGGCCUACAUGGGCGACCGGCCCACCCGGCUGGAGCACCGGCACGUGGCCCUGCUGGUGGUCACCAAGUGCUGGCUGAUGCCCGGCCUGCGGGACGAGCUCUACGUGCAGCUGGUGAGGCAGACCACCGAGAACCUCUGCCCCCGGAGCCUGGCGACCGGCUGGGAGCUCAUGGCCAUCUGCCUGGCCUUCUUCUCCCCCUCGCCCAAGUUCCGCCGCUACCUGGAGGGCUACAUCCACAGGCACCUGGACCUGGGGCACGCCCACACGUUUACAGAAUAUAUUAUGGACCAACAGGAUAUGAAAAACAAGAAGAAUUCCAAGUCCUGGAAAAAGAGGAAGCAGAACACAGAUGAGGAAGAGGAGGGUUUGCCUGUGAGUACAUAUGCAAAGUACUGCUACCGCCAACUGCAGAGAGUGUCUGUAUCCGGGGGGAAAAAGGGCCUGCGGAAGCCCACCCUGGAGGAGGUGUACCACGGCCGGAGCGCCAUCGUGACGCCCUCGCUGUUCGGCAGCUCUCUGGAGGACGUCCUGCAGCGCCAGCGGCCCCUGUUCCCAGAGCGCAGGCUGCCCUGGGCGCAGACGCAGCUCUCCCAGUGCGUGCUGGCGCUGGGCGGGGCACACACCGAGGGCAUCUUCAGAGUGCCGGGAGACAUUGACGAGGUGAACGCUUUGAAGCUGCAGGUGGACCAGUGGAAUAUCCCAGAGGACCUGUCAGACCCCAAUGUCCCAGCCUCCCUGCUGAAGCUCUGGUACCGGGAGCUGGAGGAGCCCCUGAUCCCCAUGAGUUACUACAGGCAGUGCAUCAGCAGCUAUGAGGACCCAGAGAUGGCCCUCAGUGUGGUGCAGGCCCUGCCUCAACUCAACCACCUGGUGCUCUGCUACUUCAUACACUUCCUGCAGGUGUUUGCCCAGCCGGUGAAUGUAAGCAAGACCAAGAUGGAUGUGAACAACCUGGCCAUGGUGAUGGCGCCCAACUGCCUGCGCUGCCAGUCAGACGACCCGCGGGUGAUCUUCGAGAACACGCGCAAGGAGAUGUCCUUCCUGCGCCUCCUCAUCAUUCACCUGGACACCUCCUUCAUCAAGGGCAUCGUCUGAGAGGCCUCCCUGCUCCCCCUCUCCUGUUCACAAAUGUCCUGGUGACCGCGCCUGCCUCCCUGAGCUCCUCACUUCUGCUCUUUAAAUGGCUGAUCCCACAGCUGGAACUCAGGGUCAUUUAGCGCUCUUUCAUCCUGGAAUAGCAUUACUCCGUACCCUGGAUUGUGCUUAGUACAGAGACUCAAUAAAUGGGGUAUGACUGUGACACAAAUGCUGAACAGUGGUUGGGGGAAAAAGCUGAUUUAAUUGAUAGAGGCAGGAAUCGCAGCCAACACGAAGUCAAACGUCAAGCGAACUUUUUAUUGUAGAUUGGGGGAUGCAGUUUUAUUUUUAUUUUAUUUAUUUAUUUCUUGAGAAAUUAUCACUCUUCUAUUGUAAUCUGACACAAAAUGAUUUGUUUUAUUUCUGGGCUUGGGUGAGUUGUAUGGUAUGGGCAUGGCGUAUCCCCUAGCCCGAAUGGGGGACUUUCCAAUUCAGCCGUCCCCGCCCCCGGAAAUACUGAGGCUCAGAGGCCUACUGCCAGACCAUGGCAGGUUUUUAUGAAUCAUAGUUAGUUUUCCAUCUGAACAUCAUUCAGUUGUAAAAGCCAUAGAUAGUCACUUAUCCCUAGUACCAACUGGGAGUAAUUAGAAAGAUACUUGAUAUAUAAAUGGGAGAAAUGUAGCAUUUUACUGUACAUGCCAAUUGAAGAGCAGGAGUCUAAGAUGGCAUGGAAACAGUCUGCUCUGUAGAAGCAAUGCUACUCUUUUCACAGCAGAAAUGUUGUAAUUAAGCUGAUUUAGUGUAUAUACAGUUGUUAAUUUCUGAGCCAUAAUCAUAAAUUAUUUUUUGCAGUAGGCCUCAAAUAUUAUAUUUUUAGACAUCAUUGUGAUGAAGUACAAGUUUUUUUUCUUAACCUUUAUUUUUUUAAACUGCUUUGCUAACCUUUGAAUGGCUUAGUUGUGUG
This is a messenger RNA of Conger conger (European conger), 4448 nucleotides long. Its product is annotated as rho GTPase-activating protein 39-like. Gene Ontology annotation, biological process: signal transduction. Bases 146 to 3502 code for a protein of 1118 amino acids. The transcript is spliced from 10 exons. Gene Ontology annotation, molecular function: GTPase activator activity; protein binding. The record is from RefSeq and is a predicted model, not a curated record. NCBI's taxonomy places the organism in Eukaryota, Metazoa, Chordata, Actinopteri, Anguilliformes, Congridae. Gene Ontology annotation, cellular component: cytoplasm; cytoskeleton.